Messenger RNA from Arabidopsis lyrata subsp. lyrata, 2248 nucleotides. RefSeq names its product probable folate-biopterin transporter 9, chloroplastic. Bases 278 to 1906 code for a protein of 542 amino acids. The transcript has 2 exons. The record is from RefSeq and is a predicted model, not a curated record. Lineage: Eukaryota; Viridiplantae; Streptophyta; Magnoliopsida; Brassicales; Brassicaceae. Gene Ontology annotation, cellular component: membrane.
CUCUGAUUCUAGAAAAUUCUCUCUAAAAUAGGGCUUUCUCGUAAAACACAAAUAGAGUGCUAGUUUCACAUGUGAACACGUUCUAAAGUUUGUAUUAAUCUAAUGUUCACCACAUUAUUGUUGUGGCUAAUUUUGUUUCCUUGUGGUCUAGUCUUCUUAAGAACCGACCCGUGAAUUUCUCUCCUCUUUUCUCUCUGUUCCAUCUUUUAAAAGUUUUUUCCCCCAGAAUCCCUAAGUCAAUACAAAAAAACAAAGCUUAAGAAGUCAUUACGGAAUCAUGAACAAUCAUCCACUAUUAUCCAUCUCAAACCCAGUCAAGUUCUUGAAACCACCAAUUCCGUACGAUAUAAGCCUAAACACAUCAGCCAUUAACAGUAAACAGAGGCGGCAAAGCAAAACCCUUGUCGUGAAAUCCAACAAAAGGUCAACAACAACACAAUCAUUGACUAGUAGUGUCUCCGUGGUUACAAGGAGAAACAACAAUGGUGGUGAUGAAACGACUCCGUUUAGGAAAGUGGGUAGAGAUGAUAAAGGACAAGCGGUUUUGUUGUGUGCUUUAGGGUAUUGGGUUCAAGGGUCAAGGUGUUUCCCAUGGCUUGCUCUUAACUUCCAUAUGGCUCAUUGUCUUAAUCUCAAGCCAUCGACAAUUCAGCUUGUGCAGUACACUGCUAGUCUUCCCAUGGUGGCUAAGCCUCUCUAUGGAGUUCUCUCUGAUGUUCUCUACAUUGGUGGUGCUCGUAGAGUUCCUUACAUCUCCAUUGGAGUGCUUUUGCAGGGGUUAGCAUGGGGUUCAUUGGCGAUAUUCCCGGCCGCUCGAGAAGUUCUUCCUUCACUUAUGGCAUUUGUUCUUCUUAGUAACCUUGGAGCUUCCAUUACUGAAGUUUCUAAAGACGCUCUUGUUGCGGAAUACGGUUUAAGAUAUCAGAUGAAUGGUCUUCAGUCUUAUGCGCUUAUGGCUUCCGCGGUUGGAGGAAUCCUUGGAAACUUACUCGGUGGAUAUUGCUUACUCAAGACACCUCCUAGAAUCUUGUUUCUUGCUUUUACAGCGUUGUUGUCUCUUCAGCUCAUUGUUUCUCUAUCCUCUAAAGAAGAAUCUGUUAACUUGCCACCGAUCAAAGAGGUAACUCCAGAGAUAAGCUCUGUUUUGGGGAUUGUAAAGAAACAGUUUUUGGAUCUUAUGGUAAUUGUUCAGGCAGAUGAAAUCUCCCAGCCUUUAACUUGGAUAGUAGCUUCCAUUGCAAUGGUCCCUCUUCUCUCUGGAUCAGUCUUCGGCUACCAAACUCAAGUUCUAAACCUCGAUCCUUCGGUUAUUGGAAUGUCAAAGGUUAUUGGACAGUUGAUGCUUCUCUGUUUAACCGUGGUUUAUGACCGCUACUGGAAGACACUUCCCAUGAGGCCAUUGAUCCAUAUCGUGCAACUCCUCUACGCCUUUUCGUUACUCUUCGAUUAUAUCUUGGUGAAGCAAAUAAAUCUCGCGUUCGGGAUCUCAAACACGGCUUUUGUGCUCUGUUGUUCUAGUGUAGCAGAAAUUCUUUCACAGUUCAAGAUUCUUCCUUUCUCUGUUUUGCUAGCAAACAAGUGCCCGGGAGGCUGCGAAGGAUCCAUUACCUCAUUCCUUGCUUCAACUCUGUGUUUAUCAUCAGUUGUUAGCGCAUUCGCUGGAGUUGGAAUGGCUAAUAUGAUCGGGAUAACAUCGAAGAAUUACACAAACCUGCCAGCAGGAAUUCUGAUACAGUCUUUGGCAGCUUUGGUGCCUUUGUGGUUUAUCCACUAUGUUCCAAUGUCAGAGCCUGGUUUUGAGAAAGAAGGAAAGAGAGCUAUGAGUAAGAAAAGCAGAAGGAAUAGACGAGUAGGGAGAGUCAUAGGUCAGGAAGUUUUUGCUUACCGUCGGGAAAGAGAAACAUAAACAAGAAUCAGUCUGAGUUAAUAGUUAGAGAUAGUUCUUGAGCUGAUAUAACAUUGUUUCUUGGGAGGAGAAGAUUUUGUGCCCAAGUAACAUAAAAAUCCAAGAAUGUCAAGAAUCUCAUAAAUCCAAUCAAAGCAAUGUUACAUCACAGUUCACACCAAUCUUGGUGCAGCAACUCCAGGAUUCUCUCCACUGUUUCAUUCAUUGUUCUUGGUUUGGAGACAUGGGAUCUCAUCUCUUCCAAGAAGCCUGCAAGUUUAGCGGCAAGCCAACGCACAAUGUAACAUCUCGUUGUAGAUAUAAAAAUGACAUGGAAGUAAAAUUAAAGUUUGUGUUAGACCA